GCGGGGGGGGGAGGACGACGAGGGCAGGGCAGGGGCUCGGGGAGGCGCUCAGGAGCCGCCGCAGGUCGCUCGCCCCGCAGCGUCCUGGGGUUGCGCGGAAGCGGCGGCGCUGGCAGCGGAGCCCCGGGAUCCCGGUACCUCCUGCAGGCAGUUAAAGGAAGGACAAAAAAAAAAAAAGCACCAUGUCUUCGGUCUCCGCUUAUUACAAUGGAAAGACCGUACUUAUCACAGGAGCUACAGGUUUCAUGGGCAAAGUGCUGGUGGAAAAGCUUCUGCGCUCCAGCCCUGAAGUGAAAGCAGUUUAUAUUCUUGUAAGGCCAAAGGCUGGACAAUCAAUGCAAGAGAGAGUGGCCAACAUGUUGAAAUGCAAGGUCUUUGACAGGGUUCGAGAAGAUUGCCCUAAUUUCCACGAGAAGAUUAAGCCUAUUAAUGCUGAACUCACUCAGCCCAAGCUGGCCAUCAGUGCUGAAGAUGAGGAGGAGCUUCUGACUCGAGUAAAUAUCGUCUUCCACUGUGCAGCAACAGUACGCUUUGAUGAACCCUUGAAACAUGCCCUGCAACUGAAUGCAAUGGGCACUCAGAGACUUCUAGAGCUGGCCCGGCAGAUGCAGAAGCUGGAGGCUUUCAUCCACAUCUCCACUGCCUAUGCAAACUGUGUCCGGAAAUGCAUAGAUGAAAUCAUCUACCCACCCCCAGCUGAACCCAAGAAGCUCUUCGAUUUAGUGGAGUGGUUGGAUGAAUCUAUCAUUCAAGACAUCACACCCAAGCUGCUUGGGGACUGGCCCAACACUUACACCUACACCAAAGCCUUGUCAGAAUACCUGAUUCAGCAAGAGAAAGGAAAUCUGAACAUUGCUAUCAUCAGGCCAUCCAUUGUGGGAGCUAGCUGGCAUGAGCCUUUCCCAGGUUGGAUUGACAGCUUCAAUGGGACAAGUGGAAUAUUUGUUGCGGCAGGUAAAGGGAUUCUGCGGACUGUCAUUGCCAACAAUGAAGCAGUAGCCGAUAUGAUUCCAGUAGAUGUUGUCAUCAACCUCACCCUUGCAGCUGGGUGGUACACUGCUGUGCACAGGCCAAAAAAUAUGUUGGUGUACAACUGUACAACGGGUGGAAUCAACCCUUUCUUUUGGGGAGAAAUGGAACAGUAUGUCAUGUCCACAUUCAAAAGAAACCCACUGGAGCAGGCCUUCCGAACACCUAAUGCUCACUUGACAUCGAGCUACUUGAUAAACCAGUACUGGAUAACUGUCAGUCACAAGGCUCCAGCCAUACUCUAUGACUUGUACAUGAGGCUGACAGGAAGAAAGCCCAGAAUGAUGAAGAUUAUCAAUCGACUGCACAAAUCUAUGAUGCUCCUGCAGUAUUUCUCCACCCAGUCCUGGGAUUGGUCUUCAGAUAAUAUGAAUAUGUUAAUGGGUCAGCUUAACACAGAGGACAGAAAGUUAUACAACUUUGAUGUUCGUCAGCUGCACUGGUCAGAAUACAUUGAAAGCUACUGCCUAGGUGCUAAGAAGUAUUUGCUAAAUGAGGACAUGUCUGGCAUCCCAGCAGCAAAGCAGCACUUACGAAAACUGAGGAAUAUCCGAUAUGCAUUCAACACCACCCUCCUUGUGAUCAUCUGGCGCAUUUUCAUUGCAAGGUCACAGAUGGCUCGAAACAUCUGGUACUUUGUGGUGAGCCUCUGCUACAAGUUCCUUUCCUACUUCAGGGCAUCCAGCACCCUCAGGCACUGAAGCCAUCCAUCAGCAACCAGCCUCUUCCAGAAGGACCUCCAUCCCUUCUAAUCAGCAACUAUGGGCAUUGGGGUCUGAAAGUAGCAGAAAAAUCCACUCCCUCUAAUUGCAGCCUGCAUUUAUUGUGCACAGUUAUGUGUUCACCUUUUUAAUUUUAACUAAUGCUUUAAUACCUGGUGGUCUUUCUUCCAUAGGAGCUGACCAAUUUUUAAAGCCAUAAAGCUUUAGGAACAGAUCAAGCUGGAACCUUUCAUCCAGAGUCCAAUGUGCAAGAGUAAGAAUUAACCAAAGUCACAGUCUUCCCAUGUACUAUCUUGGCUAUCUUAAUUCAAUCAUCCUUCUUAAAGGAAGCAAAUUUAAAGCAUAGAACCUUGGAAGAAAGGGAUGCCAUCAGAGAAGAACCAGUCAAGGAAAUUAACCUGUGAGAGGUCUUCAUAAAGAGGCUAAAGGAAAUUAACCUGUGAGAGAUCUUCAUAAAGAGGCUAUUUAUUUCUUCAUUCUCAUUCAGUGAAAUUGUAUUUUAUUGAAAAUCAUGAUUUUACAUUUUCAAUUUUUCAAAACAUGGCGGGGGGGGGAAUCAGUUACACUAGGCCAGUGAACACAAUGAACAGCUUUCAGAUCUUGACUUAUAUUGCUACUGAGGACUGAUACGUUCAAGCCGUAACUGAAGACACACAUAGAAUUCAUAUACCUGUGUUAACUGUUCUCACUCACAAACUGUUUUCUUAUGGAAAGGCAUUUUUUUCUCUCUUCGGUUAAGAUUGCAGUUCAUCUUCUACCAAACAGCCCUGUUCUUGCAUUUAUCACUUUUGCUUGGAACAUUUCUUUGUCUUGUAAAAUGCUCUAUUUAUUCAAAGGAUGAAGAGAAGACUUCCUAAAAGAUUGAAGAAAAAAAUCAUAAACUUGUUACUAUUUUUGAGAAAGUCCUUUUCCCCCUUCCAUUUGUCUGCUUGUACUUCAAAAACAGCCUGAUACUGUCCUUCAAGAUUUCAUUACAGCAAAAUCACUUUGCAGUUGAGCACUUGCACUGGCAAAAAAAAGUAUACAGGUAUGUAUUGAGGGAAUCCUAUCAGGCCAAUUCUGCUACCACUCGUCAUGAGGAAUUAGAGUCUAAAAACCUGUGUUUUUUUUUGUUUUGUUUUGUUUUUUUAAGUUAAGAGAGGUUUUAUUGACUUUUGAAUAAAAACAGUUAUGCGAUAUGAAGUUAACGUUUUGUCCUACUUUACGUUUUAGAAAGGAAUCCAGGGAUCUUCCUAACGCUCAAGGCUAUUGGAGAUAUUUGUUUUACCUAGUAAAAUAUGGAUUCCUCUGGAGGAGGAGGGAGAAAGAGAAAUAACUUUCUUCAGAGUAGCUGGUGCAUUGACACUUAGUGCAACAAAAUUUUUCAUGCUGUCAGAUUUUCAAAGUAAAAUGUAAUACUGGAAUAUAUUUUAUUCAGAUUACACUGAAUAAGCACUUUAAGAUUAUGAGAUUUUAAAACAGCUAGUUUUUGAAACAAUUGCAGCAUCCAGUUUGUCUAGUCUUGUGUCAUACUAGCUGUCUGAACAACUAAUGCUACAUCACAAAAAAAAAAAAAAAAAAAGACUGACUCUUGAGAACUGAGAAUACUGAGAAUAGUAUCUACAAAGCUGGCAUUCUUUAAAAGUUAUACUUGGUUUUGGCAGUGAAGGCAAGAGCAAAUUGUGAUGACAGUGUAUAUAUUUACUUCUGCAUCCAAGCUGAUUCAGAAGUCUUUCUAAAGGUUCAAGGAAUUAAUCUUCCCUUGUAUGCCCCAGAGGUCUAGUUUUAAGCAAUUACUAACUGAUGCCUGUAGCAGACCUUGACCAGAAGCACGGUGUCCAAAAUGGCAGGAUUCCUGCAUUCCCUAGCAAAGGCCCCUAUGUCACACAUUACUUCUGAUCUGUGUUCAAUUAAGUCAAGCACCCAUUUUAUAAAGAAGCAAUUUUUGUAAGCCCUUGACUUGAAAACAUAUUUUCAAAAUUAAACUGUACUGGUUGUUAGUUACGUGCUUUCCAAUGCCAGAAAGUGGGCAGUGCAUGCUGUGCAUUGCAGUAAUGCAAGGUGUCACUGCCUGGGAAACUAGGAGGUACAGGUUUCAGUGCUGGUGCUCAGAUAUUUCAUGUACACUGACUGUAGCAGUGUAUAUGGUGAAGGUCAGCUGCAUUAUCCUUGACUAACUGGGCUAUGCAGAGACUGUGGCUACCUUAGCAGCACAAGGCAGGUCGCCAUAGGGAUGCCUCUAGAAAGACUGCAUUCCCUCAAGUAAAUAAGCAGGUCAUCAGCCAGCUUCCAGACUUCUUAUGUGACAGGCUUAAAAACAAAACAAAGCUGCAGACUAUUUUGAAAAAGCUUCAUUUAAAAAAAAAUAAGGUAAGAAUUCUAGCUCAUAUCCAAGAAGUCUUUUAAGUGCCUGACUUAUGUACAAAGAGAAACAACAGCUAAGGGGAUCAUAUGUCUUAAGCUGUCUACAUGAUAAGACAAAACCCCUCAGUGUCACAGAAAAGUCAAAUACUGCAGACCUGCUACACCUACCCACAACACCUGACUGAUGUAGACCGGACCUACUAUUGUUGGGCUAUGAGUGAAUUUUUCUGCCUUCCCUUCACCAAUGCUAGUCACUCCAUGCAUCCCUCAAAUAUGCUUGCAGGCAUUCACAGUUAUUUGCACAGGCUGUAUUGUCCCAGCAAGUCUGAAAUAAUGUAUCUUUGCUUAUUGUGAGCAUAUCCGGACCUGUUUUCUAUGUGUGCAGAAAGACACUUCAGGCUUCACUCAGACAGUGGGGGUAUCACUUUCUAAAGCAGUUCAGCAUUUUGCUGAAGGUAACAGCCACAGCAAAGCUACUACUCAUCCCUGAAAAACAGCAGGCGCUGCUUGGAAUGUUGCAGAAACACAGAUAUUGCAGAUGGUGUGUGCUGUUCUGGAGAUCUUUUGUAGCCCACACACCAUUGCCAGCAGCUGGCUCCAGAGCUCUGGCCUUGCCUAUUGGGGAGAUUAAGCUCUUAGCUUGUUUCAACACAGACAUAACAUGCGGUGAAGACUGAGUCUUUUUUCUUGUGGCUUGACAUAUUUUCAGGUGACUGUCUGAAGCAAAACAGACACAAAAAACAUAGGAAAAAAGACAAUGCAGAGACUGACACAUGGUAAUGGCAUUUGGCUGCCAGUUCUGACAGUAAUAAUGGAAAGUUGGACCUAACAUAAGAAAUCGUUCUCACCUCAGGCUGUAACUUACCUUUGACAUUUCUAAUUUCUGUUUCUCAAUGUAUUUGUAUGUGCUCUGAAGAAAUCCAAAUCUUGGGGAAGAUAUCUAAAAGAAAAUGCCAAGUAGCAGACUUUUUUUUUUCCAUCUCUCUCUCCCAUGUAUACUCACAACCUUUUUGCAAUAGAAAAGUAAAAUAAAUUUAUUGUUAGAUCAGAGAUACUGACAAAUUAACAAGAACAAUUCAGGAGUGGAUACUAUUCAUGGUUGAAGGCUAGAGAUAUUACUACCUGUAUGAAUGAAGCAGGACCCAGGCUUUCUUUUGUUUGUUUUUCUCCUCUAAAGAGGUAACUUGGUCAGUGCUAUGGUGAGAACUAGAAGGAGCAGCCUCUGCUAAGAGCAGAAAGAUUGUUAAGUGCAGAGCAUCCAAAUAAUGAGGAAAGGGAGACUCAAGAGAUCAGAGAAGCAUGAGUUGCCAAACCCACGGUUGCCUCCCAAGGGGCAGGGGAAGAGCUCCAUCAGCAUUUUGUCAUCAGUUUGGUUUCUUCUAUGAAUUAAAAGGCUCCCCUGCCCUUCGCCCCCAACAACCAACGUGCAGCAUAAAGAACAGUAUUGACAGUCAUUCUGAAGAACCAUAAAAGAAAAUAUCUGCCACAAGACAGUAUAAUGAGAUUAUCGUCUAUAGUUUUUGUACCCUAUGAACUUGCAUUGUAAUUACGUGCUCACAGUGUUGGAAGCCUGCAGUGCUGCUACAAAAAUAACAAAGACCACUGCUGAAUCCAGUGUAUUAAUGUUUUCUUAAUACCAUGCACACAUACUAGUCUGUAGACUAUAGCUAUGAACUGCUGUGUGAAAGCAAUGAAACACUGAAUAGCAUUUCAUUGUUAAAGAGCAAUGAGCAUAAGCUUGCAAUUAAGAAGUGUUGCUUUUUUUUAUUAAAUUGUUGUAACAAGAACAAAAAAAAAAAAAAUCCCUAAAAUUAAUCAGAGUUUAAACAGCUAUUUUACUGACAACCAAGCCUGUUUAUCUCCAGCAUGUCUGUUAUAAAAAAUAAAAUUUCUCACCCCCUCCCCUCCUGACACCUCAGUAACUUUGUUAAGAAAACACAAUUCUUUCUUCGUAGAAAGAAUUCUUGAGUAACAGACAUACCAGUAUUCUACUGGUUGUUGGCACAUUACACACCUCCUCAAGAGAUUUCUUAUUUUACAUUUUCCAAGAAAACAUAGUUGUCUGUGGGUGUAUUUACAUCUUCCUGCACCAGUCUUUUCAUUCAACAUACAGAGAGCGUAAAAUAGUGGAGCUCAUAUUGAAAUGCCAGGCUGUGCUUGUUUGGUAUGCACUGUUCUAAUUCAGUUUAAGAUGAAGCGAUAAAACCUAUCCUAGUUUCCAAUGUAAAGGAAACCAAACCUGUAGUACUAUUAAAUAAUCAAAUCAUUAUCAUGAAUAAGCAACUGGGAAAAGGGGGGGGGGGGGGGGGCAAUCUUUUGUUUGUAAAUAAGCUACAGCUUCAAGGUUGAAAGCAUGCUGUUGCUCUUCCAGCAUUGACAUUCUACUGCAGAAAGCAAGGGUGAAUUUUUGUUACAAUUGGACCCUUUAUUCUAGUUCAGAGUAAGUAAUAUACUGUACAUUCCCCAUAAGUUAAAAUGGUGAAUAUCCCAUUAUAUGGUGCUAACUAUUGGUAUGAAGGUGAUACAGACCUACUUGAGUCAACUUAAAAAGAAGUGUAUUUAGGGAAUAAUUAAGUGCUAUCUGGCUCUUCUCAACUGCUAAAAAGUCAACCGUGAAUUCAGUUAUGUUCAGAUUAACAUGAAACUGCUUAUAAAAGGUUUAUUGAUCUUAUAUAAUCUUGGCAGACUCCACUUUAUAGUAAAAUAUUCUCCCACUAUCCAAAGUUUAUAUGGUUCUAUCUGAUAUUUCUAUUCUCUUGUUAGCUAUGAGGCAACUUACUGUUAUAAAUCUUACUUAGAAAGUUUCUAAUGUAAAGGUGUAAUCUUUUGAGCUCUCAAAUCAGAUAAAAUGUUAAAUUCAAAAAUUGUGAGAACCUCAGCCAUAAAAUUGUUACUAUGAUGUUUAUGUUAUUUUAAACAUUUAAUAAAGCAAAAUAU
Messenger RNA from Cygnus olor (mute swan), 7031 nucleotides. RefSeq names its product fatty acyl-CoA reductase 2 (gene FAR2). Gene Ontology annotation, biological process: long-chain fatty-acyl-CoA metabolic process. Gene Ontology annotation, molecular function: alcohol-forming very long-chain fatty acyl-CoA reductase (NADP+) activity. The record is from RefSeq and is a predicted model, not a curated record. Lineage: Eukaryota; Metazoa; Chordata; Aves; Anseriformes; Anatidae. The transcript is spliced from 12 exons. Gene Ontology annotation, cellular component: peroxisome. The coding region runs from base 183 to 1730 and encodes 515 amino acids.